Molecule: messenger RNA, 3171 nt
Organism: Conger conger (European conger)
Lineage: Eukaryota; Metazoa; Chordata; Actinopteri; Anguilliformes; Congridae
Gene: bcl7ba
Product: BAF chromatin remodeling complex subunit BCL7B a
Exons: 7
Coding region: 60-719 (219 amino acids)
Source: RefSeq, a predicted model, not a curated record
CCGAUUCGGUCGGAGUGGCUGGAGGGGCAAAAUAAAACUAAUAGCUACCAAUCUAAAAAAUGUCUGGACGCUCAGUUCGAGCCGAGACCCGGAGCCGCGCUAAAGAUGACAUGAAGAAAGUGAUGGCGGCCAUUGAAAGGGUCCGUAGAUGGGAGAAGAAAUGGGUGACUGUUGGGGAUACCUCUUUGCGGAUAUUUAAAUGGGUACCUGUGGUGGACACCAAGGAGAAAGAGAAGAACAAGGUAGGUGCUGGAUCGGCAAGAGAGAGGAAAGGUUUUUCUACAGACGCAGCCUCAGAAGAUGCCCGCUCAGUUCUCCUUGACUUCCAGGAUGAGAACAGCAACCAAAGUUCCCUGUCAGACAUGUACCAUCCGAAAGUGGAUAGCAGCAGUAACUCCAGCCCGCAACCCAGCGAGCCGGUUAGCCCUGCCCACACCUGUGACUUCCGCACCGACGACUCCCAACCCCCUACGCUGGGCCAGGAGACUAUGGAGGAGCCGACACUGCAGACAUGUGAGGUCGCGGAUGAGCCGCCAACACUGAUCAAAGAGGACCUGCUGCCCCUCUCUGCCCAGGUAAGUCAUGGAAUUCCCAUGUUGCUACAGAAAAGAGCUUUUGAUUUGCACAAAAAUGAGGAAGAUGAAAGUUCCGGAGCCCCACCACUGAAAAGAGUCUGCACUGAGCAGAACUCUAUGCUGCAGGCAGCGUCUCUGAGCUAACCCACAAUGCACCUGGGUCAGUCAAGCCAGCGAGUCAGAAAAUGGCUGCAAAAGACACAUCAAGGACCAGACGUGUUCAAUGGAAGGAAUGAGUGUGUAUUUACCUGACACAACUAGCUUGUACCAUCUCUUACAAAUGUUGCAUUUAUUUAAUUUUUCCUUUUUUUUUUUUUUUUUUUGCAUAACUUUAAGAUGCCGUCUCAUCCAAGAUAUGGAUGCUAAGCCAGAAACUUAAACCAAAAAGCCAGGAAUAGUCACAGACGUCUGCUUUUGGCACUAGUGUGAACAAAUAGCUUAAACUGAAGCUGUUGAGUUGAAAUUUAUUUUUAAUUAAUUGGGAACUAUAGCUGUAUUCAAAAUAUAAUUUCAGAGUGUGCAUAAAUUCUUGUGUAUACAGUAUGAUGCAACAAGGCUUUGAUGUUACAGGCAGUUGUAACAAAAUAAUACAAAAAAGCCAUGCUUGGUGUUGUAUUGUUACCUUAAUCUUGGUUCGGCCUUGAAUUGAAUUUUUAUGUGGAGUCAUUGUAAAUGCAUGUAGAUUAUUUACCAUGAGUGUUGGUUGAUGGGUAUGUGAUAUUUAAAAGAUUUUACAUGAUAAUUACAUAGAUGUGAGGAGAUUACCUUUUAUGUGAACACACAGAUUUUCAAAGAUAUUUGACUGUACAAAGUUAGUUUGUGGAAGUCUGUUUUUAUUAAGGCACAAGACAAAGUUGAAUUGGUUUAACAUUACGGGAUGCUGAAAUUGCCAAACUACCUAGAGGUACCCAUCAUCCAUAUAAUCAUUAAUAUGAAGUGACUAAAAGGCAUACAGAGUUAUUCUCUGAAAGAUCUGUAUUCUGUUUUACUAUCCUCAUGUAGUACAUGUGUAUUUCCAGUUAGAACCUAAAAUUUGUUUUCAAAUUCUGACAAAAUGCUUUUUUGUUUUCAAAAUAAUACCUGGGGAAUGUGUGAAUUCUAGCAAAAAAACAUUGCUGGAUAUGCAGCCCUUGCAGAUGUGUUUAUCCAGCUAUACUUGGUUUGUGUCAUUCAGAGACCCAAUCCAGGUGCCCUUUAAUGAAAAAUGUUAACCUUAAUUAUGCUACUUGAUUAAGCAUGUAUUUAAAGCACAUGCUUUGCCAUAUCAACAUUACUGAUAGUUAAUGUCUGUAAAUUCAUUGUGUAUAUGAAUGCAUAUUCCAAAGCAUUUCCUCCCGUACUGAGUGUAUAUACUGUACAUUUUUAUUUUCACACCAGUCUGCAUGUUCAGGCUCUCAUAAUAACACCAAAGCACUAGAAUGGCUUUCUCGCAAUGCAACAUCUGUGUUUCAUAAUUUCCGUGAAAUAUUCAUUUCAUCCAGGUAGUGUGUACACUUCACUCAGAGAUGUUAUUUAAUUCCGGGGUAUUAAUAGCACUUUUAAUUUAUUAUCCAAUUUGAUAUUUAAAAAAAACCAACUUGCUGUAUUUCUUGUUCUGACAAUCAGAAUUUAUUAAGUGAGGAUUUAAUAAGAGAAUAGAUUAUAGUGUGUGAAUAAAUGUAUCUUUUCAGAGUUUAUGGAAGAAUUGCUUCACAUUUUGAAAUGGGAGUAAACUGGUUGCUGAGAUACUUAUCUCAUCUUAUAAAAAUGGAAAAUUUGGCUCUUAGUUUUACCCAGUUUUGGGGCAGUCCAUAAAUAGCGACUCUAGUAUUGACCAGGUAAUAUAAUAGUUUUAAUGUUUACUCUUUUGUGAUGUAAUCGUGUCAGUACAAUCAUUACCAACCACUCCUCAGGCCACAUACAAUGUACAUGUUCUCUUGAGCUUAAAAAUCUGCUAACAAGAAAACACAGCCAUUGGUUGAGAUAUAACCACUAGAGACAAUAAUUUAUAACAAAACUAUUUGCUUGCUGAAUACUGUGUAAAAGCACACAAAAACCUGACCAUUUAGCCAAAAAAAAUAGUUGAUGUUGGAAUCAAUACAGGAAAUUAGCAAUUGUCAUAAAAGAAGCAGCCAUGAAUGUAUUAUGAUUUUUAAUGUGAAACUUCUGGCAUGCGCUUUGUUAAAAUAUGGCUUUAUAUGACAUUGAAAUGUGUACCACAUGCAACAGUGAUUUGAAAUAAUGUAGGAUUGUACAUUUCUGUAUAGAGCUUUGACAUAUUUUACUGUUUCAUUUACAAUUACUUUUUCAAUUUCACUCUUUCAAUGUUUUUUUUUCUGUGUAUGCUGCAGAUUUCAUCAUAUUCAUGAAGCUGAUAUGCUAAUGUUUAAACUUGUUGGUUGAAAGACUAAAGUAAAAGACUCCUCACAGCCAUAUUUUAAACAGUCUUAUUACAGAAUAUGCUUUUUUGUCUACAAGUUCAUUCUUUCAUUUUAAUUUUCAAGAAGGACUUUUGGACAAGAGUUUGUAAAGACUAUUUUGUUGGAUGCUGAAAAAAAGUAUUUUAUUGUAAUAGAGAACAACAAAACAUUUUAUAAAAGAAUGUGGGUUUGGAUUA